Molecule: messenger RNA, 4059 nt
Organism: Cinara cedri
Lineage: Eukaryota; Metazoa; Arthropoda; Insecta; Hemiptera; Aphididae
Source: the annotation of a GenBank genome assembly
AUGGAUACCUCAAGAAACAUGAAAUACCUUUAUAGUUUAUCCUUGGUGAAGCUCAUAGGUCUGUACCAAAUUUUAGAUCCAAAAAAUUUUCGCAUUUAUGGAUUCAACGCAUACCACGUGGGAACUGUGUUGUCAUGUGUGUACAUUUCCGCUAUAUGUGUACCGUCUCCGUUGGGAUUAUAUCAUUGGUCCAACGACUUGAACGCGUUCGUUUUUUACUUCGGAUUAGUGGGAAACUUUGUGUUAACCGUGUUCAAAAUGAUCAAUAUCGUGUACUAUUCAGAAGACAUACGUAAAUGCGUUGAAAUCGCCAGAUUUGGAUUCAUAUCGUCGUACCAACACUACAAUAUGAAAAUAUUCAAAAAAUGGCAGAAAUGGUUAACACGGGUUUCUUUCGUGUAUGUCAUGACAGUCUCCUCCUUAAUAGUGGUGUGGUUAAUAAGUCCAUGGGUGCUCAAUAAGACCAUGGUCAAAAUAAAAAACGUUGACGGCUCGUACAGUGAAUACCGAAUGAACAUUUACAAUAUGUAUCUGAUGGUAACACCACAGAUGUAUAACGAACACUACAUGCUGUUUUACGCUAUUGAAGCCAUCCUGCUCGUUUCUUUCAUUUAUUUUCAGAUAGUGUUCGAUAUAAUUUUGAUUAUCAUAUGUUCCGCCUUAACGUGUCAAUUGGAGAUAAUUUGUGAUGCAGUCCAAACGCUAGGGUAUAAAAGGUGUCAGAUCGGUAACGACAACGGUAAGUACAUAUUAUGUAUUAACAUAUUAUGUUUUUGUUCAAUUUAGUGGAAUAAAUAAAUAAUUAGACAUGAAUACCUAAUAUAUAAGCACUAUAUUUAGUCUAUUGGCCAAUUGACCUAAGAAAACUAUAGACUCACCUGAAUCAGCUGAAUUCUAGACUACUAGCGCCAAAUAAAUUAACAUAGUUCGUUGCUAUAUGUGACGAGGCUAUAAAGACGUUAUGCAGCCUUAAAUAUAAUAUAGAUGCCUAUAGACUAUAGUGAGAAAAAAUGUAAAUAAAUUUAAUGUAUGCAAAUAGGCAACUUAAACUCAUUUAAUCACAAAAGUUAUAAAAACAUUAAAACCAAAAUAUUAAAAUAUCAGCUAUAUCUAUUUAUUAAUUAUCUAUUUCAUAAUAUCUAAUCGCCGUUUACGUAAAAAGUUUUCAAUUAUUUUGCGGAUCACAUAUUUUGAUUUUUCAGCGUAUUUAUACCAUAAAUUAAGGUGUAACAAAUAGUAUUAUUAUCUUUGACUAUUUUAUAACGAAUGUUAUUGCGUUUUAUAAUUACAUAGAUAUGGAAAAAAAUGUCAUGAGAUCAAAAGCCACACAUAAAAAGGCAAAUGAUUUAAUAAACAUAAUUACUGACCACCAGAGUGUAAUAAAGUGAGUUAUAAUUGUUCUUAAUAAACACUUUACGAACAUUAAUUUUGUAUUUUACGUAUCGAUAUUUCAUAUUUUUUAUUUACACAUUAAAUUGUACGGGAUUUAUAUUAUUAUUUUUUUUAUUUUUAUAGGAAAUUGAACGAUUUUUACAAUAUUUUCCGUGUUAUGAUUUUGCCGCAGAUAUUAAUGGUGUCCAAUACACAUAUACAAAUUUGGUUCAUUGCGUCAAUGGUAUAAAACAUAAUUAAAUGAUCUUUGAAUUUUUUUUGCAGUGCUCGAAGCGGAAAAUUAAUAUAUGAGAGACAAUAAGACUCAAAAAAAAUUGUUUACAGUUACUGAAAUUAAUAUGAAUUUUAGACGUUUCUCUCCCACAUGUCCUUUACAUUACUUUUCUAAUAUUAUUCGAUGUGUAUUAGUUAAUAUAACACAAUCAAUAGUUUGUAUAAUCCUUACCAACUUUAUAAAUAUUAACAUUGAUAAUAAAUAUUUUAUUUAUAUCUAUGUUAGUUAUUAGACUCUAAGCUUAGAUAGAAUUCAAGCUAUUUAAUUCUACACUAAAAUCCAUAUUAGCCCGUCAAAAAAUCUAUAGUUUGAAAGAAAACAAUGCUGAUUUUUUAUUUUGUACUUUACAAAAUUCAAAUUAUUCACUUGAUGGAAUUUACCAAAUUACUGCUAUAUUUGAAACGAAAUGGAAGAUAACCAACACGUUCUCUUAAGAUAUAAAAAACCUUGAAAGUAAAUAUCCAUUUAAUUAAUAUUAUUUUUGUUGAAUUAUGUGUUAUAAGGCAAACACUUAUCUGUAAUUCACUAUUUUUAUAAUCAAAGUUAUUUAAGAUUUCAAUCGUUCAAUAAUCGUUAUUUAUUCAGUAGAAACUAAAUUUUCAUAUAUUCUAUAUUUUUUAAAUUAUAUUAUUAAAAACAAUGGCCUACUUACGAUGCAAAGUUUAUCUGACUGUUUACAUACUUAUAUGAUUUUUGUAAAAUUGUUUGUUUUAUCGUAAAAUAAUGUUAAUGCGUUUAGAUUUGCAUUAAAUUAUAUAUCUAUUAUCAUAUAAGAACAUAAGUGUAAAACAGAAUAUACAAUAAUAAUGAUUAUGUUUUAUAACUGAAAAAUAAAUAUAAUAAAAGAUUAAUAUAUAUUGUUCUGGUAUAUAUCUGAGUUGAUGAUACAUGUUUGUGAAUUGUAUAGCCAUAAUUGGUGUUCUAUGGGUUGUUAAAUAAUCUAUGCUUAAAUAUCAAAGUUUAUCGUUUAACGUGAGUUACCUAUACGUUUUCAGAAUUUUAUGGUCUCUGGAGAUGAAACGGGCAAUUCGAUACUCUCCAUAAAGCUGUUCAGUGCCCUCCCCAUGUUUACAUUUCAAUUAUUCAUGACCUGUUAUCUGUUCGGGACUAUAAACGAAAAAGUGAUUAUGAUUUUUUUUCUUUCUUAAAUUAUUUUUUUCCCUGCCAAAAAAAUAAUAAUGAAUAUUACGUACGACGUAUUUUUUUUUAAUCAAUACUUAAUAAUAUUAUAAUCCAUAAUAAUAAUAAUACUAUUAAGUACGCCAUACUUGUGAUUUGAAUAAUAUGUUAAAUUCAGUUAUGGUCUAAUUAAGUGUCUCUAUGACUUUAUUAGUCAUAUUCAAUAAAUCAAUAAAUUAGAUCCUAGUAAAUUUUUCAUUAAAAAUAGGCAGAAAAUUAUUAAAUAGAUUUAGAAAUAUAAGUAAUCGGUUAACUGAUCUUUAUAGACUUAUGUUCAAAUUCAAUUCAUAUCCAACAGUGUAAUUAAUUAUUACAUUCAUUUGAUUAUAAUAUGAAAAAAAUAGCGAAAAAAUUAUGCCCUUUUUAAACAUAGGGUAGCGUAGUUAUUAAUCGGGUAUCAUAUGCUACUCUUCACUAACCCAUAAUGACGCCACGAUAUAAACAAUAAUAAGGGUAUAUAACUUAUCGAUUUUUAAUGAUUUGCAGAAGGACUCUAUAAUUUUCGCGUUAUACAGCAGUAAUUGGACAGAAAUGGACGUGGAAACUAAAAAGCAGAUUAUGUUUGCGAUGAAAAUGAAUAACACUAAUAAUUCAAAAAUGAAAUUUACCUUAACCAAAAUCGUUAAUUUGGAAAUGUUUACUAGCGUACGUAAUUAGGUUUCCAUAAAUGUAGUUUCUGUUUUUUUACGUUGUAUAAGUAGACGAAAACAAUUAUUAAUUGUGGAAUGGUGUCAAGUAAGUAUUUUGGCAGCAGUUUUUAGGUUACGCUCAUUGAGAAAAACCCACACAAAACGACCACUAAUUGUCUAUAGAUUCCGUAGAAUUGAUUAUUUUCGAUUUGAUUUGUAGAUUUUUUUUUCUUUUAAAGCAAAAGGUCCGUGACACAAAUACAUAUUAUUAGAUGAUAUAGUUAAAAAAUGUUUGCUAUAAGGGAUAAUUUUCUAUCGAUUAAAUAAAAAUAAAAAAUUACCAUGCUGAUUGUAAAACGACAAUGCCUGUUAUAAUUAUGUGAAUACAUUUAUUGAUUUUUGUAGCAUAUAGUUUAGAUAACUUUUAAUCGUUUACGAAUCUAUCGAAAUGAUCAUUCGUAUUCAUACUAUCGUUAUAAUUAUUAUAUUAUUGUUUUUACCAUUCCGUUUAUUUUUCAGAUGAUGCGCAUGUGUUAUUCGAUAUUUUCAAUGUUGGUAAACUACAACAGAAAUAAAACGGAAUAG